Gambusia affinis (western mosquitofish) is the source of this 1693-nucleotide messenger RNA. It is a transcript of the gene asmt, whose product is annotated as acetylserotonin O-methyltransferase. The coding region runs from base 103 to 1188 and encodes 361 amino acids. Gene Ontology annotation, molecular function: O-methyltransferase activity. The transcript has 8 exons. NCBI's taxonomy places the organism in Eukaryota, Metazoa, Chordata, Actinopteri, Cyprinodontiformes, Poeciliidae. The record is from RefSeq and is a predicted model, not a curated record.
UUCCACUUCUGCCAUCUACUAACAUAAACAGCUAGCAAGCUGACUGAACAGUGGAGAUCAGCUCACCUGCAGAGACACAAAGCACUCUGUCUACCUGGGGGAAUGGCUGAGCUUCCAGAUGCAGGUCCCACCAAAGGGGGACCAACUACACCAGCUACAGAUGUGUACCCUAGAAAAAUACUGGAGUACAUGGAAGGAUUUCUUAUCUCCAAGACGGUGUUCACAUCCUGCGAACUGGGUGUGUUUGAUGUGUUGUUGGCUGCAGAGCGUCAGCUGUCAGCAGAGGAGAUCAGUCAGGCGGUGGGAGCCAGUCUGGACGGGACGCAGCGGCUGCUUGCUGCCUGCACAGGCCUGCAGCUCCUCAACACACACUGGGACAACGGGCAAGUUUUUUAUAGUAACACAGAACAGUCCAGAGUCUUCCUCACACGUUCCAGCCCUUUGUCCCUCUGCCAGUCCAUCCAGUACAGCUCCAGGACCAUCUACCUCUGCUGGCAUUAUCUCACAGAUGCCGUUAGAGAGGGGAGAAAUCAGUAUGAAAAGGCUUUUGGAGUCAGCUCAAAGGACCUGUUUCAAGCUCUGUACAGGUCUGAUGAGGAAAUGGUGAAAUUCAUGCACUUGAUGAACUCCAUCUGGAACAUCUGCGGCAGAGACGUGGUCACGGCCUUUGAUCUUACGCCUUUUAAGUUCAUCUGUGACCUGGGAGGCUGCAGUGGAGCAUUAGCCAAGCAGUGCACGUUGGCCUACCCAGAAUGCACUGUGACAAUCUUUGACCUCCCCAAGGUAGUGCGUGUGUCAGGGGAACACUUUGUCACCGAGGCUGACCAGAGGAUCAGCUUCCAUGAGGGUGAUUUCUUCAAGGACUCUCUGCCAGUCGCAGAUCUCUACAUUCUUGCCAGAAUCCUCCAUGACUGGACAGAUGAGUGCUGCAUAGAGCUCCUCUGCAGAAUCUAUAAGGCCUGUAAACCAGGAGGUGCCGUGCUGCUGGUGGAGGCGCUGCUAAAUGAAGACGGGUCUGGUCCACUGACAGCACAGCUCUACUCCCUGAACAUGCUGGUGCAGACGGAGGGCAGAGAGAGGACAGGUGCUCAGUAUGCUGCCCUGCUGGCUGCCAGCGGCUUCACCAACAUCCAGCACCGCCUCACUGGAAAAAUCUAUGAUGCCAUUCUGGGUCACAAAGAGACAUGAGAGAUACUGUAAAGAAAAAUUAUGCUACCAUGUGUGUAGUAAAAUAAAGCCCCAGUGGGUAGGAAAAAAAGAAUCUAUAUUUGUUUUUAAAAUGCAUACAGUUUCUCUUGAGAUGAGCUGUUGUCUUUGUCCUGGCUGAGAUGAGCAGUUGUUUCUAAAAUGGUUCAAAAUUACUAUGUAAAUGUAAAGAAUCUAAGCUGUUUGUAAGCAUACAAAUGUAAGCAUAUAUAUAAAAUGCUGUUUUUAGUUGUUUCAAAGAAAAUGUAUUCAUGUAAAUGGUAUCACCAGAGUAAAACAGAGAAAAAGGUGACAUUUAAAAUAUAAUAAGCUCCAAUCUUGUUUGCUGUAAAUGAGGUGGAUAACAUACAGCUUCGUCACUUUUCACGCUAUUGCAAACUGCCUAUCUUCCAUAAAGUGUGGUCUAAUUAUUUACAAUUUACAACUGUGGUUUACCAGUACUAUAGUUGUGCAACACACAUCUUAACACAACUGAAAAGAAACUGCA